Podarcis lilfordi (Lilford's wall lizard) is the source of this 7295-nucleotide messenger RNA. The record is from the annotation of a GenBank genome assembly. NCBI's taxonomy places the organism in Eukaryota, Metazoa, Chordata, Lepidosauria, Squamata, Lacertidae.
GUUAAUUGGGAAAAGCAGGACGUGGCAGAAGACAAAAGGAUUCCUUCAGAUCUCCUGGAGACUUCCUGAGAGCACAGAUGGAUGAGCAAGACUCGCCUGGCCCUCAAGCAGGAAGAGGCAAUACCAUCCAAACCGGGAGCAUCGGAGGAUUCUGGGAAAACUCAGUGCAGAAGAUCCUGGGAGAGGAGGACACCCUCAGCUCAGAUGUGCAGAGCCAGCAGUUCAGGCAGUUCUGCUACCAGGAGGCCAAAGGACCCCGAGAGGUUUGCAGCCGACUCUACCACCUUUGUCGUCAGUGGCUGAAGCCAGAAAGGCAUACGAAAGCUCAGAUGCUGGACCUGGUGAUCUUGGAGCAGUUCUUGGCUGUCCUUCCACUGGAGAUGGAGAGCUGGGUGAGGGAAUGUGGAGUGGAGACCAGUUCCCAGGCAGUGGCCCUGGCCGAAGGUUUCCUCCUGAGUCAGGCAGUGGAGAGAAAGCAGGCCGCACAGGAGGUGAGAGAGACUUUCAUCUUAUAUAUAUAAUUUUUAUUAAUUUUCAAACAUAUUAUCAUGCAUUCCACAAAGUUUCAUCACUUAUACAAUCUUUUUGGACUUCCAUCAGCACCUCUGAUGAUCUUCCAUUUUUAUAAUUUGUUCUGCAUUUCUUAAAUUCAUAUUGCCUUAAUUAUCAUAACUAACAUCAUCCUUUUGAUUCAAUAAAGCAAUAAUUCCAAUUAUUAACCUUACAAAACUUCCUGUAAACCUACAAAUGUAAUUUGAUCAUCACAACUGCUUUUCAAAUAGUCCGUAAAUUUACGCCAAUCUUCUGUGAAUCUCUGGUCCUGCCGGUUUCAAAUUCUUCUUGUUAGUUUAUCUGAGAGAGACUUUCAUCUUGAUGGGCUCAGAACAUGAGGAAAGGUACCCCAUGAGUCUCUACUGAUCGCCUGUCCUUUUUUGGAAAGCAUCCAAGGAAUGAUAAUUGGAUAUACCUUGCCUCUGCUGUUCCUUUUCUAAUCAUUCUCCCCUUUCUUUGUUUGCAAUCCUCGUUGCUAAUUCAGGGAGCGAAUCUGUUUGUAGAAUUGUGCAUGGAUUACUCUGAGGCAGAGACAUUGGACACCAGACAGAGGCCACUGGGUAAGGGUGAAUGAUUUUCUCUCAGUUUGGUCACAUUCUGUUGAUUUUGAAACUAAUCCAUGGGUUCCUUUAAUCUUUUGGGGGAAGACACUUGAAGCCACAGGCCCCAAGGAGAGGGGAUGUAUUUUUACACAACUAAAAUAUGAAAUGGGUACAAAUGUCAAAACGCCCUCAGCAGGUGAGACUUUUUCUAAGGCCCAUUUGUACAGUGGUACCUCGGGUUAAGAACUUAAUUUGUUCUGGAGAUCUGUUCUUAACCUGAAACUGUUCUUAACCUGAGGUACCACUUUAGAUAAUGGGGCCUCCCACUGCCACUGUCCCGCCGCUGCGCGAUUUCUGUUCUCAUCCUGAAGCAAAGUUCUUAACUUGAGGUACUAUUUCUGGGUUAGCGGAGUCUGUAACCUGAAGCGUCUGUAACCCGAAAUACUACUGUAGUUAAGAGAUGCACCGCUUAACCUUUGAGAAGCAUGCACUAAAGGCUGCCCACCUGCCCUUGUUUUUCACAGGUGACAGAAUGAUGCUGGCAAGACCUACUCAUCCAUCUUUUCAUCGUGGCAGAGGGGAAGCAGCGGCUGUGGAACCAGAUCAGGUAGGGGGGAGGAGCAUUGUGGGGGAAGAAGCAGAGGACUGGGGCAGCCAGCGCGCCACUGGGCCCAAACAAAUCUCUCUCAUCUGGGCUUCUGUCAGAGCUUCCCUUAACGAUGGCUGAAAAUGCCAUUCAUGGCGGUUUAUGUACUGAGAAUAAAAAACAGCCGCCUCACCGUAACUAGCUUUCUAAUUGUCACUAGUAUUAUUUAUCAAUAGUUGAAGUUUUUAUUUAUAUGUUUAUCGUUUAAUGCUAAAGUACGCUUCUAAGCAGUUUUACAAACCAUGAAAAACAGUGGCCAGGAUUCACCUAACCAGCUCCCAUCAGUUGCAAAACAGGGCUUCCCCCCUCCCCCCAGGCACUCCUUGAAUUUUAUUUAUUUAUUUAUACAUACAUACAUACAUACAUACCCCACCCAUCUGGCUGGGUUCCCCUAGCCACUCCGGGUGGCUCCCAACAGAAUAUCAAAAACACAAUAAAACAUCAAACAUUAAAAACUUCCCUAAACAGAACUGCCUUCAGAUGUCUUCUAAAAGUCAGAUAGUUGUUUAUUUCCUUGACAUCUGAUGGGAGGGCAUUCCACAGGGCAGAUGCCACUACCAAGAAGGCCCUCUGCCUAGUUCCCUGUAACCUCACUUCUCGCAGUGAGGAAACCACCAGAAGGCCCUCGGAGCUGGACCUCAGUGUCCGGGCUGAACAAUGGUGGUGGAGACCCUCCUUCAGGUAUACUGGGCUGAGGUCGUUUAGGGCUUUAAAGGUCAGCACCAACACUGAAUUGUGCUCGGAAACAUACUGGGAGCAAAUGUAGGUUUUUCAGGACCGGUGUUAUAUGGUUUCGGCUUUAGGACAUUGGGAGGUUACUCCCCACAGAACAGCACAAGGGGAGAGUAGAGAGGAGAUCCUUACACCUGGAAAGCUUGCACAGACAGUAUGAUUGAGGAACACAAUGUGGCGUUCCACCCAUUUACACAAAGAUUAAUAAGCAUCAUUAAAAUACACAAUAAAAGAAUUCCAUUAAAACGUUAAAAUAAACAUCCAGAAUUUAAAAUGUGCAGCAAAACAAUAUCAUCAAAGCAACGUAGCAAUUAUCAGGCAGAAAAUGACAGAGAAAUAUGUAGCAGAUAAUCUUUAUGCUGUCAAAGAGGAGGACAUUUCCCUUUUUCUUUUAGGGUCCAGUGCGCUUUGAAGAUGUAGCUGUUUAUUUCACAGACGAGGAGUGGGCAUUGCUGGAUCCUGACCAGAGAGCUCUGCAUAACAAAGUCAUGGAGGAGAACUGUAGGAUCAUGGACUCUCUUGGUAAGGCUCCCUGUUGGAUCGUAGAAUCUGUUUUGAAAUUCAAUACGUAUUUCUAUGUCAUAAAGUGCCAAGAUUUUGACGUAGCUCAACAGUGCCACCCAAAUCAUUUGGGACACUAACACCCCCACAGCUAACCUUGAAUGGAAGGCUAUUUAUUGUUUCGUCUGUGAAUAUUCUUCCUCUGGUUAUGCCUUUUUAAACAGUCUGCUCUGAACCAGCCCACCCAGGCCUUCAGAGUUGAAGAAACGUCUAUCAAGUUUUUUGUUUUUGCUUCUGUCGGUUUUCGGUUGACCGAAGAAACUACUGACAUUGAAGAUGGAGCAGAUUCCACGAUGGGGCCGAACAAAAUCCAUCCCAGAAAAGUGUCAGCAUCGCCCUUGAGCCAGUGUCAUCAACUGGACUCAUCCACUUCAGCCCCGACUGGGCUAGGCGAGCUGGGUAGCACUUCCAGAGACCACCUUCUGCACAGGAACAGGUCAAAGUGCUGUGGACUCACAGCUUAGAGUUGUGAGCACCGGAUUCACUUCCACAAGAAGACAGUCGUUGCACAGCAGAGUAUAGCAGAGUAUAAACUACUCGGAGAGCAGCUCUAUAGAAUAUCUUCUUUAUUCUAUCUACAACUAUAAUACACAACUAUAUACAGAGCUAAAUGAGGUCUAAACAAAAAAUGCUGAACUGCACUGAGUGUCUGCAGCUGCUCUUAGCAGCAACCUUAUCUAUACACACGAUCUCUCUCUCUUUGAUGUGAGGCUGGAGCGGAAUAAGUAGAGAGCAGAAACCGCCCCCUCCUCUCUGGAGAAUCAGCAGAGAACAUCAGCAGAUUCUUGGAUAUGGGAGGGGUGAAAUCUCCUCAAAAAGAACCAGGUUUUUCAAAUCUCAGGUUCCCAUAAAUAUGUCAGCUAAUGGCCGUCAACAAAGGCAGAGAACCCUGUAGGAAGAUCUCACAUCUAACUCCCUUCAGUUCUUCCUCUUUCACAAGCAUUAAUUAGCAGUGUUCAAUAAUUUGGGGCUACAUUAUUUUCUUGAGGCUCUAAUCCAUUUCUCCAUUUGUUGCAGGUGGGGAUGAAUUGGAAAUGAAGAACAAGGUAGUUCACAACAAAAUCCACACAGUGGAGAAGCCAUCUAAAUAUUUGGGAUGUGGAGAGAGCUUCAGUCAGAGCUCCCAUUUCGCUUCCUAUCAAAGAAAUCCCAUUGGGAAGAAACCCUAUCCGUGCUUGGAAUGUGGAAAGAGCUUUAAUACAAGCAGAAACUUCCGCCGACAUCAAAGUGUUCACCGUGGGGAGAAACCGUUCCAUUGCCAAGAGUGCGGGAAGAGCUUCAGUCAGAAAGAAAGUCUCACUUCCCAUCAGAGAAUUCAUACAGGGGAGAAACCGUAUCAGUGCUUGGAAUGUGGAAAGAGCUUCAGUCGAAGUCACCGCCUCACUUCCCACCAAAGAACUCACAGUGGUGAGAAACCAUAUCUGUGCUUGGAAUGUGGAAAGAGCUUCAGUCGGAGUGACCGUCUCACUUCCCAUCAGAGAAUUCAUACAGGGGAGAAACCGUAUCAGUGCUUGGAAUGUGGAAAGAGCUUCAGUCAGAAGGAAAGUCUCACUUUCCAUCAAAGGAUUCAUACAGGGGAGAAACCGUAUCAGUGCUUGGAAUGUGGGAAGAGCUUUAAUACAAGCACAAACUUCCGUCGACAUCAGAGAAUUCACAGCGGGGAGAAACCCUUUCAGUGCCAAGAGUGUGGAAAGGGCUUUAAUACAAGCACAAAAUUCCAUAGCCAUCAAAGUAUUCACCGUGGGGAGAAACCAUUUCAGUGCCAAGAGUGUGGAAAGAGCUUUACCUGGAAGGAAAGUCUCACUUCCCAUCAGAGAAUUCAUACAGGGGAGAAACCGUAUCAGUGCUUGGAAUGUGGGAAGAGCUUUAAUGCGAGCACAAACUUCCGCCGACAUCAAAGUAGUCACCGUGGGGAGAAGCCGUUUCAGUGCCAAGAGUGUGAAAAGAGCUUCAGUCAGAAGGAAAGUCUUCUUUCCCAUCAAAGGAUUCACACAGGGGAGAAGCCAUAUCGUUGCUUGGAAUGUGGGAAGAGCUUCAGUCAGAGCGCACCUCUCACUUCUCAUCAGAGAAUUCAUACAGGGGAGAAACCCUAUCAGUGCUUGGAAUGUGGAAAGAGCUUCAGUCAUAGGUCCAAUCUCACGGCCCAUCAGAGAAUUCACAGCGGGGAGAAGCCAUACCACUGCUUGGAAUGUGGAAAAAGCUUCAGCCAGAGCUCCUACCUCACUUACCAUCAAAGAACUCACAGUGGGGAGAAACCUUAUCAGUGUUUGGAGUGUGGGAAGCGAUUUACCUGGAAGAAAAGUCUCACUUCCCAUCAAAGAACUCACAGCGGGGAGAAACCCUAUCAGUGCUUGGAAUGUGGAAAGUGUUUCAGCCAGAGCUCCAAUCUAACUACCCAUCAAAAAACUCACAGUGGCGAGAAACCAUAUCAGUGGCUGUGUACGGAUUUAAUUUUAGGAGACUUUCAUUAGUAUGCAGGUGAGGAUUGCAACAGUGUUCUUGUCAUUUGGUCACCUGGCACAGAAGUUGACCUUGUCUCUCAAAACCAUGGAGUACACAGUCAGUAUUUUUUCAUACCAUGUACCUAGAUCUGUGAGGUGCAAGCCGUCGACCAAGAUGUGAUUUGGCAACACUCAGCUCUCAAUUCUGAGCUUUCUUUUGAAGAAGUUGACGUAGUUCCGCUUCUAGAGCCUCCAGAUUGCAAAUUUGUGGUGCUCCUGACCUCCGCUGUCCUCCUCAACAUGUCUAGGGUGGUGGUGGUAUCAACUGAAGCUCAUCCUGGUAUCUGCUAAACGCACACAGGACAUCUGUCAGAAACUCCACAAGUUUUCCUCUGUGAGAAGGUUAAGUAAAGGAUUCCCCUGUCCUUUGAGCAUUCAAAGUACAUAAUGAGUGCAUGCCGGGAGCAAAGAACUAUAUCUAUGAAGAAGAAAGAGUUCUCUUAACCACAACACCACACUGAGGGCCAGUGUGGUGUAGUGGUUAAGAGCGGUGGACUCGUAAUCUGGUGAACCGGGUUCGCGUCUCCGCUCCUCCACAUGCAGCUGCUGGGUGACCUUGACACACUUCUUUGAAGUCUCUCAGCACCACUCACACCACACAGAGUGUUUGUUGUGGGGGAGGAAGGGAAAGGAGAAAGUUAGCCGCUUUGAGACUCCUUCAGGUAGUGAUAAAGCGGGAUAUCAAAUCCAAACUCCUCUUCUCUGUUCAUUGAACCUCAAAGGUGGUUGGGAGCAAUAGGAAGCAAAUUUGUUUGCUUCAGCCAACUUCACUACUUCUCUGCACAUGUCAAGACACAUGGAAGGAGGCUUAAAUUGAACCGAGACGCUGAACAACACAGCUCACCGCAGUGGCAGCAUCCGACUCAUUUUUCCAUGCCGUGUGGAUAGGGCACCAGAUCUUGACUCGUGGGACAUUGUUGUCAGUGUCUCACAUAUAUUCCUUGAGACGGUGACAUUGAUCUACUUCCUGCCCAGUGUUAAACUGAGACUCAUAACGGACGAGGAGUUUUUGAAACCAUGCUGAGUGGCAGUGUCUCCAGUCAAGGUUUUGUGACCCUCUUCACGAGGCCUUGCGCCCCACAGAUUGUCAUCUCUAACACCCAAAAAAGUCUUGCUCUUCUUCUCAAGAUUUGGAAGCCACUUUGUCCAACGUAUAUCUUUUGUCUCUGUGUGUAUCCUGGCUGCCGAUCUAUAUCACCUGUGGUCCCAUCCCUUCAGCUAUUAUUGAAUGUGGAUGUAUCUAUUGUAACAUGAACAUACACUACAAAAUAGCUGAAGGUUCGUUCUGUUUACAUACACUGUUAAUGGUAUACUAGGUUGUGAAGCCCUCCCCAGUGCUCCGAAGGAUCUUCAGAAGAACGCAAAGGCUCCAGGAACUCCUGGUGAACCCUGCUCUCAGGCCGAGUUGGAGUUCUUGUCAUGAUAGGAUCACUCCUUAACUGAAAUUCUUCUCAGACUAUUGAUGUCAGACCUUUGCUGCACUCUUUUGGUACCUGCUUAACAUACUUGUUAAUCAGGUAUGCCUUUCCAGAGGCAUAGAUGUAGAUGUGUUUUAAUCUUACACUGGCAAUUAUAAUAUUUUUAACUGUUUUAAUUUUGCCUUUAUAUUUCAAAUGUUUUACUUGUUUUCAACUUUUUAAUUGAUAAUUUCAACAUUUCUAGUGAACCACGUAGAUGUUUUGUUACCAUCAAGUGGCAUAUAGGUUUUAUUAAAUAAUAAUAAAUAAAGGUCCGUCCCUCCCCCAAUUGUAAGGGUUUUAG